This is a messenger RNA of Symbiodinium natans, 525 nucleotides long. NCBI's taxonomy places the organism in Eukaryota, Dinophyceae, Suessiales, Symbiodiniaceae. The record is from the annotation of a GenBank genome assembly.
AUGGUAGCCGUUGCACAGGUCCUUCGCAAAGCAAACGAGAGUGCCGGUUGCCGCGAGCUGCAGAAGUUCCUUCCUCGGUGCCUGGAUGGUGCGCAGCAGGAAGAAAUCCUGUCACAGCUUGUUGGAAACGUGGCCGACGUUGCGGCCUCGGUUGCGCAAUCCCCGCAUGGAAACUUUGUGCUGCAGCAUGCGAUCCGCGUGCUGAGCUCCGAGCGCUUGGUUUUCGUGAGUCAGGAGCUUCGCAGCUGGCGCAGCCCAAAGGAGAUUGCCAAGCACAAGUACGCAUGCCGCGUCUUGGAAAGAAUGAUCGAGUUCUUUCCCCUUGAGCACACUUUCUAUUUCAUGAAGGAAAUUGUCCGCCACACGGUCGAGCUGUCAUCUCAUGCCAUCGGAAACUAUUCUGUGCAGCACUGCAUGGAGUAUGGAAAUGUCAGCUGCCGCCGCGAGAUUGCCACUGUCGUGUUGAACCACAUCCACGAGUUCGCAGUGGAUCCCUAUGGCUGCGGAGUUCUCAACAAGGCGUGA